Papaver somniferum (opium poppy) is the source of this 1979-nucleotide messenger RNA. RefSeq names its product serine/threonine-protein kinase-like protein At5g23170. The transcript has a single exon. Gene Ontology annotation, cellular component: plasma membrane. The coding region runs from base 18 to 1100 and encodes 360 amino acids. The record is from RefSeq and is a predicted model, not a curated record. Gene Ontology annotation, biological process: protein phosphorylation. Gene Ontology annotation, molecular function: protein kinase activity; ATP binding. NCBI's taxonomy places the organism in Eukaryota, Viridiplantae, Streptophyta, Magnoliopsida, Ranunculales, Papaveraceae.
UAUAUUUUCUCAAAGCCAUGGAGAUAUUCAGUUACAAGGAAAUAGAAACUGCAACAAAAGAGUUCUCACUGUCAAGAUUAAUAGGUAAAGGAAGCCAUGGAUGUGUUUACAAAGGAGUUCUCAAAGGUGGAAAGAUAGUCGCUGUCAAGAAACCAUCAAAGGGUCUUCAAAUCCUUCAAGACAACACAAAGCUCGACAAUGAAAUCGACAUAUUAUCGUCUCUGCCAAAGACUCAAUAUAUUGUGAACAUCGUUGGAGUUAGUCACGACGUGUUAACUCGUAAGAAGCUUCUCGUUAUUGAAUUCAUGUCUAAUGGUUCUCUUCAUCAUUCAUUACAUAAUAACUCGGCUAACCCACCAACCUGGUCGAAACGUGCAUUUAUAGUUCUUCGGCUCGCUCGGGCUAUACAGAUACUACAUGGUUCAAAACCUUCUGUUAUUCAUAGAGAUAUCAAGUCUUCUAAUAUUCUUUUUGACUCCAACUGGAACCCUAAAUUAGCUGAUUUUGGUCUUUCAGUUAGACUUGCAAAUGAUUCUGAGUCACUGAGUUAUAGUCCGAGUCAACCUGCUGGUACAAUUGGUUACUUGGACCCGAGUUACACCACACCUUGUAAACUUACAAAAAUCGACGUGUUUAGUUUUGGGGUUGUGGUUUUGGAGAUUUUCAGUUGUAGAAGAGCUAUAGAUGUAAGCAUGGAAACAUCUUCGAUAGUUGAAUGGGCGUUACCGUUGAUUAAAAAUCAGAGGGUGGCUGAAGUUUGUGAUUCAAGAAUGGGGUUAUUACCUUCUAAUAUGGUUGGAAGGAUACAAUGCAUGCUUAACAUUGCAGCUCGUUGCGUUUCAUCAGAUGAGAAUUCUAGACCAUCAAUGACAGAGAUUGUAACCGAGCUGGAAGAUUGCAUCGUCGAACGAGUCCACUUCCCAAUCUGGCAAAGUCUUUUUCCGAUAUACUGUAUGAUCAGAGCCCGAAACCGGGGAUCGAAAACAACUACUAUUAAGUGUAGAAGAUAUCCAGAAGAUGUUUCACGAGGGAGUAAGGUAUUAUCAGUUAGAGACAUAUUAGAUGAUGAGGAGGAGCUAGAAAGUUCACAAACUCGGUAGAACGUAUGAAUCGGGUUGACUCAGUGAGUCUAGGUUUGAUCAACUCGGGAAGGAAAGAACCAAUCUGCAAGGACGGAGUCCAAAUAGAAGAAUUUAAUAAAGCAGUUGGGUGUGGAAUUCUACAAGUAGGAAUUACCUAUAGAUCCUAUUAUAGUGUUCUUAGUUAGUGGCAGGUCCACCCACUAAAGCCCAAUAACUAGAGGUCCAUAAUUAAAAAAAAGAAGAAAAAUGGACCCAAUUUUUUAUCACUUGGUCCUGUACACGUGCGAAAGUAGGAAAAUAUUUUCGAUAAAUGUCUGGAUUACCCUUCAUACAUAAUAACGAUAAGACUAAAUCAGUCACAGAGAUUUUCAAUUUUAUUUUCAUUUUCUCUUUCCACGACUCCAGCUCUGCGUUGAAGAUCGAAGAAACUCCAUUUGAAAGCAUCACCCACGAGUUUUAUUGAAUGAAUCAUCAAUAAAAUCCAACAAACAAGAUAAGUUUCAUCUAUUUUGAUUGUUUAAUUCGGUCGUAAUCCUUGAUUUAUCAGUUUGGAUAAGAAUUUACAGAAAAAUCUAUGGUUUCAAAAACCUUAAUAGCACUAAGUUCACUUUGAAUUCCUAACUCGAUUCACAAUUAGUUUUUAGAUCUGUAAUCUCAUUUCCUUUCUCGGUGAUUUUAGCUAAAGAUUGGUUGUAUAGAUCUGAGUUGUUGAUAUUUGACUGUAGAUCCGUGGUUGCAGGAUCCGGUAGUACAUAUAUGUCGUACUGAUGGUAUUAUAAUUGUUGUAUAUGUUUAAGAUGUGUAAAAUCCAUCUCUUUGUUUUGAAUUUUUCUUGUUUAUGAAUCUGUUUUUGUAAUUGAUAUUAUUUUGAUUGGGUGGAUUGUCAAUUUGAGAUAA